UAAAGGGAAGCGGAGAGAGAGGGAUGAAAGACAGAGAGAAUUGCACUCAUUCAUUCAUUCACUCGUUUGUGUGACUCUCAAGACUUAAGACAAAGAAGAAGCAUAGGAAUUGGCAACAAAUAACAACACAGAUGCAAGAUCCACCACCAACACCACCACCUCCAAACUCCGCUUCCCACUUACCUCCACCGGCCCCCUCCACCGCCGCAACUUCCUCAGCCUCCUCACUCUUCGUUCGCUCCGCCGCCAAUGGCCACCGCCGAGCUCACUCCGAGGUCAGUUUCCGCUUACCUGACGACAUGAUGGACCUCUCGCCGUCGGAUCCAUUCACCGGCGGCUCCUCCACGGCCAGCCUCGACGAGAUCGGAUCGGAGGAUGACCUGUUCACGACGUACAUUGACGUGGACAAGCUCGGGAAUGGCUCGGGCGGAUCCGGAAACGGAUCGGAUCCGAUUGGUAACGGUACAGAAUCGGAGAAGGCGGUUCCGAGGCCGAGGCACAGGCACAGUAACUCUGUGGAUGGUUCUACGACGUCGUUUGGGGAGAUCAUGGACGCUAAGAAAGCUAUGCCUCCUGAUAAGCUCGCUGAGCUUUGGACCAUUGAUCCCAAGCGUGCUAAGAGGAUACUUGCAAAUAGGCAAUCUGCUGCUCGAUCAAAAGAGAGAAAGGCUCGCUACAUUCAAGAACUUGAGCGCAAAGUUCAGACUCUUCAAACUGAAGCCACAACCCUUUCUGCCCAGCUGACACUAUACCAGAGGGACACAAAUGGUCUGAGUACUGAAAACACAGAGCUUAAGCUCCGCCUGCAAGCGAUGGAGCAACAAGCACAACUUCGUGAUGCUCUUAAUGAGGCACUGAAGAAAGAAGUCGAGAGGCUUAAGGUUGCCACUGGCGAAAUGAUGAGCCCCACUGAGUCUUUUAACCUUGGAAUGCACCAGAUGCCAUUCACAGGAGCAAAUUUCUUUCCGAUCCCACCCCAAUCAGGUCCUUCUGAUCACCAGAACAUGCAGUUGCCACCAUUUGCUCACGCCCCAUCUAGCAUGCCAACGCAUCAACUACAACAAUCAAGUUCUCAUCCACUCUCGGAAAUAAUGCAAAAUCAUAUGCAGGGACUCGACAUCAACAGCAAGGGACCAACUACGGUGAAGUCCGAAGGCCCAUCAAUUUCUGCAAGUGAGAGUAGCACUACAUUCUGAAUUUAACACAAAUUGCUUGACCUGCUGACUUUUAUCCAUGGCAUCAUUCAUUGUUUAUAGUGUUGACAUCUAGUCAACUAAUGAAGGUACUCUAUUUCAUUAAAUCUUCCAUUCAGAUUCAAGGGUUAAUUCUUGAUUAUUUAUUCUUAGGGAUGCUCCCCAAAAAGGGGAAGCACCUUUCGGGUUUUGUUGCCAAGUUCGUGCAAUCGUGUUUCAGCUUGGUGUUCAGUGUUUCUGGUUUCUGGAACAGUGGGAGUGCUAGGUUACUCUGUGUAUGUUGGGAUGUAUAAAUGAUCCCCCCUAGUCAUUUUGUAUCAUUAUUGUAUCAUCAUCAUCAUCAUUCAAAUGAUAGCAUGGAAGCUCUGAUUCAUUGUUGUGUUUUUAGUUCAUGGUACCAAGUAAGGACUUGGGUUCUUUCUAUGAUGUUUAGUUACCGAGUUAAGUUUUAGAUUUAUUAUUCAUAGUUUUGUUGUACAAUUUCAGUGUUUUAGAGACCAAUUGUACUACGCUUAUCCUAAAAUCAGACCUUUCAUGAA
This is a messenger RNA of Arachis stenosperma, 1732 nucleotides long. Its product is annotated as transcription factor RF2b-like. The record is from RefSeq and is a predicted model, not a curated record. Gene Ontology annotation, molecular function: DNA-binding transcription factor activity. Bases 132 to 1196 code for a protein of 354 amino acids. The transcript is spliced from 4 exons. Gene Ontology annotation, biological process: regulation of DNA-templated transcription. Gene Ontology annotation, cellular component: nucleus. Lineage: Eukaryota; Viridiplantae; Streptophyta; Magnoliopsida; Fabales; Fabaceae.